Plenodomus lingam JN3 is the source of this 351-nucleotide messenger RNA. It is a transcript of the gene ROC1A, whose product is annotated as RING-box protein 1A. The record is from RefSeq and is a predicted model, not a curated record. Gene Ontology annotation, biological process: ubiquitin-dependent protein catabolic process; protein ubiquitination. Gene Ontology annotation, molecular function: cullin family protein binding; ubiquitin protein ligase activity; zinc ion binding. Gene Ontology annotation, cellular component: cullin-RING ubiquitin ligase complex; nucleus. Lineage: Eukaryota; Fungi; Ascomycota; Dothideomycetes; Pleosporales; Leptosphaeriaceae.
AUGGCCGACGUGGACAUGGCCGAUGCGCCCCCCGCGAAGACCAAGACGGCCAAGGCCAGCACCAGCGCAGAGGGCGAGAAGAAGCGUUUCGAGGUCAAGAAGUGGAACGCCGUAGCGCUGUGGGCGUGGGACAUUGUCGUCGACAACUGCGCCAUCUGUCGAAAUCACAUCAUGGACCUCUGCAUCGAAUGCCAGGCCAACCAAGCAUCGGCCACCAGCGAAGAGUGCACUGUGGCUUGGGGCAUCUGCAAUCACGCCUUCCACUUCCACUGCAUCUCGCGUUGGCUCAAGACCCGCCAGGUCUGCCCGCUCGACAACCGAGACUGGGAGUUCCAAAAGUACGGCCGAUAA